Molecule: messenger RNA, 4215 nt
Organism: Gambusia affinis (western mosquitofish)
Lineage: Eukaryota; Metazoa; Chordata; Actinopteri; Cyprinodontiformes; Poeciliidae
Gene: cckbra
Product: cholecystokinin B receptor a
Exons: 5
Coding region: 298-1671 (457 amino acids)
Biological process (GO): neuropeptide signaling pathway
Cellular component (GO): membrane
Molecular function (GO): neuropeptide receptor activity; gastrin receptor activity
Source: RefSeq, a predicted model, not a curated record
GGAGAGCGCUCACCAGUUGCCCUCAGCAGCGCAGCCUCAUUCCUCCACAGUCGGGUUAAGAGCGUCUCCCGCCUCGCUCCAAUUAACAUCCGCAGGUACUUAAAUUUAGUUUAGCUCGUUUUUCUCCAAAAGCGCGCAACUCCACUUUGCAUUGUCACCAAGUUUUCCAGCGCGCCCUGAAUUCCUCCGGGGUGUAAUGAAGACUAAAAACGACGGGUUGACUCCAGCGCGGCGGUAUUAAAGCGGUCCUCAGGUGUGGCGAAAGCAGAUCGGUAAUUAGCCUGGAGGACGGAGAGGAUGGCAGCGCACGCAGCGAACUGGAGCGCGCAGGAGUUGUUGUCCGUGUGCGGGGAGCACGGAAACGUGAGCGUGGGGAACAUCAGCGUGGAACUUAUGGAACAGAACACGACCUGCUCCAACAGCUCCGCACUGAACCGACCGGCUACCAGAGCCCGAGAGAUGGACUCCUUCCGUAUCCUGCUCUACUCGCUUAUCUUCCUGCUCAGCGUCUUCGGCAACCUGCUGAUCAUCGUUGUCUUGAUGCUGAACAAACGCAUGCGGACCGUCACCAACUCCUUCCUGCUGUCGCUGGCGGUCAGCGACCUGAUGAUGGCCAUCUUCUGCAUGCCCUUCACGCUCAUCCCAAAUAUCCUGGAGGAUUUCAUCUUUGGGGCCACAUUGUGCAAGAUAGUCACCUACCUAAUGGGCGUCUCUGUCAGCAUCUCCACCUUCAGCCUGGUGGCCAUCGCCAUCGAGCGGUACAGCGCCAUCUGUAACCCGCUCAAGUCCCGCGCCUGGCAGACCCGCUCCCACGCCUACCGCGUCAUCGCCGCCACCUGGGUGGUGUCGCUGCUCGUCAUGGUGCCCUACCCCAUCUUCAGUACCCUCAAGCCCUUCCCCAAGGACAAUGGGACGGUGGGGAACAUGUGCCGCCUGGACUGGCCCAGUGAGCAAGCAGAGCAGACCUGGUAUGUUCUGCUGCUGUUCAUUCUGUUCUUCAUCCCGGGCGUGGUGAUGAUUAUAGCCUACGGUCUGAUCUCCAGGGAGCUGUAUCGAGGCAUUCAGUUUGAGCUGAGCCAGAACAAAGAGACCGCUGGCCAGAAGAAUGGUGUAGGCAGGGCUACGGCAGGGCCAAGUGAGGAUGACGAUGGCUGCUACAUCCAGGUUUCCAAAAAGCCAUCAUUUGCUGUGGAGCUUCCCACCCUCUCGUCCUCAACGACAACCAUCCUGAACAAAGCUGAGCGUGCCCGUAGCAACACCUCCCAGGCUAAGCUGCAAGCCAAGAGGCGAGUCAUCCGCAUGCUGAUGGUGAUCGUGGCUCUCUUCUUCAUCUGCUGGAUGCCCUUGUACUCCGUCAACACCUGGAAGGCCUUCGACCUCAAGUCCGCCGCCAUCGCCCUCACUGGAGCGCCCAUCUCUUUCAUCCACCUGCUCUCCUACACGUCGGCCUGUGUCAACCCCAUCAUUUACUGCUUCAUGAACACACGUUUCCGCAAGGCGCUGCUGUCCACGUUCGCCUGCUGCUGCCGCAACCGCCUUUGCCGCCGGAUCUGGUGGCGCCGGAGGAGAGAGGGGGAAGACGGCAUCAACGCCACCUCCAUGGGCACAUCGAUGGUGACCUCCAUGUCCAAGUUUAGCUACACCACUGUCAGCACCGUUGGUACCUGCUGAGCCUGAAGGGGAGUGAGGUGGUCGUAUCGGAGGCUGUCAGCAGGCAGCGUUGAGUACACCAUCUGUCUUUUCAAUCUUCCGUUUGUCAGUCCUCAUCCUAAUAUGCUGAGUCACAAGCUGAGUAAUAUCCACGUCCUCUUUUAAAGGCCUCUCUGAAAAGGUCCUGCUCAAAUUCUGUGUGCAUGAUUGCAGAAAGCAAGGCGUGGAAAGCGCCGUUUCAACGUGGUGACAUUCUUUUACCUCUUUUAAUUGGCAGCAACCGCCUUAUUGCAUCCAAAAAGAGAACAUCAAGUGCCUGUGCUCUUGUAGCUUUGUUUGUCAUGAUUUCUUGUUCAUUUGGUGGAAUGAACCUCUCUUGGUUAAAACAAAAGUUACAAACUGUAUACAUAAAUAUUGUCUUUAUGUUGUGAAUGUGCCAAUGAAAAAUGUUUUGUUAGAAAAAUUUCUCAUUACACUUUUAGCUUCUUUUGAGUUCAUUGCUGUGUAACACCAUAUUUUUUUCUGAAAGUCUGCUGUGCCUUACAAAGGAUAUUAAAACCUCUUGAGCUUUUCCAGCUUCUCUCAACCACAACAGCAAUGUAGCAAUGAGAACAAUGAGUAAUUGAGAUAUAGUGGAAAGUGUUCUAGUUUUAUAAACUAACCAUAAUUUAAAUGUCUCUCAGUAACUUUCUCCUUGACCUGUGGCCAUUGGUCUGUAUGGUGCUGUUUGUUCAAUAAUGUUCAGCUAAGUUAAUAUUUGUAUUAAAUUAUUUAUAGCUAAGAUUACUAGCUUUGGGGUAAUUGGUUGCAUCAAAUGUAAUUUAUGGGUGUCAGUGUGAAGUGGACUGAGUACAAAUACAUUACUGUUACAAUACUGUUAUUCAUAAACACUUAAAAACCCAAUGAAAUUAAUCAAAAUUAGUGGUGCCUCUAGCAAGACAUAAAGGACUAAUUCAAGUUUCAGGUGUAAUAUCACCUUUGUAAGGCACUGCAUUGUCAUUCAGUGAAUAAUCUAAUUUAUUUUCUAAAAGAAAUCAUUUGAACUUUCAGAUAUUCAUGAGCGCAGCCUAGCUGCCCACAAUCAAUUACGUUAAAAUAACUGAAGUCUACUGUAUGAACACGAUUCUCUUUGUCUGAUUAAGAAGAAUAGCUAAGGAGAAGAGCUAAAGAAAAAGUAGAAUUAUAAUAUUUUGAAUUAUCUGAGUCCAAAAAAGGACCCAGAAUAAAGUUUUCCCUUUGUCAUGUUUCUCAAGCAGGCAAUGCGAAAUGUGUGAUAUGCUAGCAUGUUGUAGGUAUGCAGUGUGAUAUUCCAUUGCAAAUAACCACAAGGUUUGAAAACUUCAUUUUUCCAAUUUAAAUUUUCUUUGUUACUGUCUUAUCUGAGCAUCAAGCACAGCGUGGAACAGUUUAUCCCAAAGGGUCUUUCCGGCAAUGCAAAGGACAGACUUUAGGUGUGCUAGGAAGAAAGCUACAAAAGGAACAUCUUGCUUCUCCCUCGAAUGGGAGAAAGUUACUAAAGGUUGAGAUUGUGUUGGAAAUAAAAAGAAGAAAGAUUGGUCUAGGAUGUCUUUGCACUGGGUUUUUUUUAUUUAUUUUAUUUCAGUUUAUCAUGUUAUUCUUCCAGUUUUAUCUAUACACUAAUUUUCACCUGUAGUCCUGGCUGCAUGAUGGAUAUAGAACUACAGUAAAACAUUAAAUCACCUGAUUUAUUCAAUUACAAGAUAAGAACCAGACAUGACUGCCUUUGCUGCAGCAUUAUGCUAGCAGGGCAUGAUCUUCAUAAGCAGAUACAACCUGAUGGGAUCCAAUAGAGCUGUGACCCUAUGGGGCCCAGAGGGUCAAGAUAUUGUGGCCAUGCAGUGGAUAUGAAGUGUCUGCUCCCUUUAUAGUAAAAUGCCAGGCUUUUGUAAAGAGAAAUGAGAUAACGAUCAAUCAUUUCGAUUAUUUGUUGGAGGGGAAAAUUAGAAUAAAAAGUGCUACGACCUUUUUAUCAAACACUCAGUUUUAAUUACUGUUAUUUUUAAUUUUCUCCAUUUAUUGAUGACUAUCUUUACUGUGCAUUUUUUGUACCCUUCUCCUUACUAAUUCCUUUGUACAAUUUGGACAAUUUUACCUGAAACUAAGAAAUUACAAAGGCUCAAAAGUCUUGAGAGCUAAACUUUAUUUCUGGUCCAAGUGUGAAUUCAAGUAACCUGAAACUGAAUCAAAAAGAUUCCUCUGAUGGUGUACAGACUCAUGCAACCAUGUCUGCUCCUUUCACAUUAAAGGCUGACUUUUUCUAUCCACUGCAUGUGAUGAGAUGAUCAUGGAAAGCCUCCCAUUUUCCAAACCGUUUUGUGGGUUUUACUCAGUGUGAAGUCCACCUUAACAUCAAACAUGAAGUGCAGGAAGGGAAAUAAAUGUAAACAUUAAAUAUUUGAUGUGGAAAAUGUGUGUGUAAAUGUCCAUGACUAUGUAGACAAUGGUUGUUUAAUGUUGUCCAAAAGUGUUGUUGGUGUGCUAAUGCUGUUGUGUCGACAAGUAAUAAUUUAAUAAAAAUGAAAGCAGAAAAAACUUGAGCUAAAA